UUUUCUUUUCUGCCUUCAUCAAGAUUUAUAGCCUCACAUCGUUGCUUAAGCAAACACGAUAUGAUUUCAGUUUUUUUCUUUACCUGAUCUUCUUUAAUGGGCAAUUGCUUUGGUUCUUCUGCAAAAGUAGAUAGCAGAGAAACUCCUAAUCGUGGAUCUUCAAGAAUCUAUGCCAAACCGAGCCAAUCAUCCCGGUUUUCAAGCCUAACAAUACCAUCAUCAUCAUCUUACUACGAUGACAGGAGUCCCACGUCUCUUCCAACACCAAGAAGUGAAGGAGAGCUCUUAGCAUCUCCCACACUAAAGGCCUUUACGUUUAAUGAUCUAAAGACAGCAACUAGGAAUUUCAGACCCGAUAGUGUUAUCGGUGAAGGUGGUUUCGGUUAUGUCUACAAAGGAUGGCUAAACGAACGCACCUUAUCGCCUGCAAAACCAGGAUCAGGCAUGGUCGUUGCUGUUAAAAAGCUUAAACCAGAUGCGCCUCAAGGACACAAGGAGUGGUUGGCGGAGGUUGACUAUUUAGGGCGGCUUCACCAUAUGAAUCUUGUGAAACUAAUUGGAUAUUGCUUGAAAGGUGAUUACAUUCGGCUUUUGGUUUAUGAGUACAUGCCCAAGGGAAGCUUAGAGAAUCAUCUCUUUAGACGUGGUGCAGAGCCGAUUCCGUGGAGAACAAGGAUGAAAGUGGCGAUUAAUGCGGCGAGAGGGCUUGCCUUCCUUCACAAUGCUCAAGUCAUAUAUCGAGACUUCAAGGCCUCCAAUAUUCUACUUGAUUCGGAGUUCAAUGCAAAGCUGUCUGAUUUUGGAUUGGCAAAAGAAGCACCAACAGGAGACAAAACACACGUAUCAACCCAAGUGAUGGGAACUCAAGGCUAUGCAGCACCUGAAUAUGUAGCCACUGGUCGAAUAACAGCCAAAAGCGACGUCUACAGCUUCGGUGUGGUCUUGCUCGAGUUACUCUCAGGACGUCCUACUGUAGACAAAUCAAAAGUAGGAGUGGAGCGAAAUCUAGUGGAUUGGGCAAUACCUUACUUGGGAGAUAGAAGGAAAGUGUUUAGGAUAAUGGACACAAAGCUUGAAGGACAGUAUCCUCACAAAGGAGCUGUUUUGGCUGCUAAUACUGCUUUGCAAUGUCUUAAUCAAGAGGCUAAGUUGAGGCCAAAUAUGUCUAAUGUGUUAUCUACUCUUGAAGAGCUGGAGAUGACGUGGAAGUCGUGUUCUACUUCGAACUCGGUUAAGACAUUGACAUCUUCUUCCUCUGCUCUGUCGGAGAAACGGAAAGUUAGAGCUCCUGGUGCUUCUCCAGUAUUGGUUCGUCGGAGAGGUCCACGUGUCAGGUGAAGUAGCCACCGAAAAUAGUUUAGGGUUUAUGAAUGUAUGUACUUUUUGUUUUUGGAAAGGGGUUAUACUACU
Molecule: messenger RNA, 1410 nt
Organism: Eutrema salsugineum
Lineage: Eukaryota; Viridiplantae; Streptophyta; Magnoliopsida; Brassicales; Brassicaceae
Product: probable serine/threonine-protein kinase PBL4
Exons: 5
Coding region: 97-1338 (413 amino acids)
Biological process (GO): protein phosphorylation
Molecular function (GO): ATP binding; protein kinase activity
Source: RefSeq, a predicted model, not a curated record